GUGACCAAGCCUUUAUGAGCGUGUUGUACUCUGCUCUUGUCACAUGUUUACCUGAUUUUCUGUGUUGUUUAUUCGUGGCGUUACCUCUUCCCUAUUUAUCGCUUCUAAAUAUCACGACAGUCAUGUUUGCGUACGUUAGGUACUUGUACGACGACAUGCGCGUCGUUGUUUCUGCGAACACCAUCAAGAACUUUCCGUCCGACAUCGAUGUCACUGACUUCAACGGGAACACUGAAUACCCCGUGUACCCUGUUUACUGGAGAGGCGACAAGAAAACUCUCGGGGGCUACUAUGACGCACAAAUUAUCUUUCUGGCAGAUGAUGAAGACGACGCUAAGACUGGCGGAGAACGAAAACGACUUGGGAAAGCCCCUAGGCGGGAAAAAGAACCACAUCCGACGAAAGACAAAAAGACAAGCGCUGGAAAACGGAAGCAUAUGGAGCGGUGCAAACGUAGGCUGGAGCUCGGCCUUCUUGACGAAUUAGAUGAAGACGAUGAUGACUGCCUUGUACUACAGUCUGAAGGAAGGAAGGUGGAAAAACAGCUGGCACGCUGCCAAAGGGAGCUUCAUCGUUACAGAAAAGCUAACUUAGACCUCCAGGAAGCUCUGGCUGCAAAAGUGAUCGAGGCAGAUUUCCUGAGGACAUCACUUCACUGUGGUUGCUGCCAACGACAUGUGAUGCCAGGUGGUCAGGUCCACAAUCAGCCCGUAGUGGUCAGCAGCUUUGAAGAUUCUAAUGUCAAAAUCCACCCAGGAGCUACAGCCGGCAAGGGCGUUCUCAGGUGGGGUGGUGACUUUACCAUCCCUGAAACCACCAUUAGUACCCUUGAAGGUGGAGCUGCAACAAGUAAGGUCGUUGCCAAGCGGGUUGAUGACUGUCCCAUGCCUAUAACCGGCAUCAGUGCCUUCGAAGGAGUUACAACAAGCAAUGACGUUGCUGGGCAGGCUGACUCUGUAACAUGUGGCAUGGCCUGGGAGACUGACAGUGGAGGCGCAUUGGAAACUGGCAUCGGAAUCCCUCAGGAUGCCGCAGAAAUGGAGCGGGAACCUUUGAUGUGCAUCGGAAGUCCUGGUAAGGACUUCUUUAAUGUAUUUAGUCUUGUUGUAAUUUUAUUGUGCAAUGUUAACAGUGUCCUGAUGUGGCUGCAGUGCAGACGGCAUGAUGCGAUACCCGCAGAAAUGCUCAACGUGGCUUUGGCGUCACAAGUGAUAGCAGGCAUAACGUGGAAUGCCAGGAGGAACGGUUUCACAGUGGAUCAGCUGGGAAGCAUUGCAUUGCUUCUCCAACCGGUAUCUCGUUUCUUCAUCCAUUUAUUUGCAUAUAACAUGUCGCAACCAGAAACACGCUUUUUGUUGGUACAACACUUAGAUUGUUCACUUCCUGAACAACCUUAGAUUUCUUAAAUUGGGGGUUUGCGAAUAUUUUAAAUUUUGGUAACGAAUCAAUUUUUUUAAAUAUUUGCAUUCAAUUCAAUUUCAUUCAAUUUCAUUCACGACAUUUGUGCAUUGGGGGCCCAGAGGAGAGUUCCAGGAUUCAGUGUCACUGUAUCUCCUAUGUCAUGGCUGUGGCCUGUUGUGCAAGUUGUAUUUCCAAACACAAACCAAAUAAUUCCUUGUUACAGAUGCAGUAUGCAUGCUGAGAUUCCAAAGCUGAAAUGAAAUUAUAUUCAAUUCCCAACAUCUGUCCUGACCUGACUGUGUACUUUCACGAUGCAACUGUUCACUUCCCUUAUAGUGCUUUAUGACUGAUCACGAUUCAAAUAAAUUUUCAGGGCAACCUCUCAGUGGGGGAGAAGACAAGGUCGACAUAGGAGGCUCCAUUUUAGUUGACAACUCCCGGUGGGUCACUGUUCUGUCCCAAAAAGAGGACAGUAUGUUCCUGAAGGAAGGAAUGGUUGCUAUUUGGGGCUCAGCGGUCCUAAAAAACAGGACUGUAACAGGAACGCUUUCCAACAAGGCUAAGGCAAAGGGGCAAACCCAUGUCGCUCCGGCGCUCACACCAAAGAAGUUGGAUGCACUGAAAGGUGCCUACCUACAACGCUUGGAAGCCAGGGGCGAGACUGCAGAGGCCAUUGGCAAAAAAAUGUCCAAAGUUCGAGCGACGUUAAAUGACAAAUUAAAGUCUCUGAAGAAGCCCUA
Molecule: messenger RNA, 2141 nt
Organism: Ornithodoros turicata
Lineage: Eukaryota; Metazoa; Arthropoda; Arachnida; Ixodida; Argasidae
Exons: 11
Coding region: 15-1397 (460 amino acids)
Source: RefSeq, a predicted model, not a curated record